Molecule: messenger RNA, 2097 nt
Organism: Aspergillus viridinutans
Lineage: Eukaryota; Fungi; Ascomycota; Eurotiomycetes; Eurotiales; Aspergillaceae
Product: putative origin recognition complex subunit 3
Exons: 8
Coding region: 1-2097 (698 amino acids)
Biological process (GO): DNA replication; DNA replication initiation
Cellular component (GO): nuclear origin of replication recognition complex; nuclear pre-replicative complex; DNA replication preinitiation complex
Molecular function (GO): DNA replication origin binding
Source: RefSeq, a predicted model, not a curated record
AUGGAUUCUGACCAUAUAGAGACGGAUGCGCUGGGCCCACUUAAAGAUGGAUCAAAUAGCCAGGGUGUCUAUAUCUAUAAACCUUCUAUUCAAAACAAAAGUCAUGGAGAAAGACCCUCGAAACGGCGAAAAGUACAGUCGGAGAGGAAAGCCGAAAUAGACACUGCCUAUCCCUUCGUUCCCUUAUUGAACGGCGACGAGCCCGAACCUGCUGUCAAAUUACGACACGAAACCUACGAACAACUAUGGUCCGAGCAGGAAGCAAAGAUCCAAGAAAUUCUGGUAGAUAUCGACUCCGAUGUUUAUGAGAGAGUUUCGUCUUUUGUCAGAUCGACCUCAUUCGAGACAUAUAAAGGGUGCAUACCGGCAGCGUUGGUCACUGUCGGGUCGAAUGUUUCCUCCCUCGGUCGGCUACUUGCGCGUUUGAAUGAUCAAUUGACCUCAACAGGGGAGGGUGGUGUAGUUGUGCUGGAAUCCGGGGAUACACCUAACCUGAAAACGACCCUGAAAAACAUCAUACGUGCCGCAGUGACGAAUACGGAAGGGAAUGAUGGGUACCAGAAGUUAUUGACAGACCGAGAGGGACCAAGACUUCUAGCAUACGACCUUGACUUGCUGAGCGACUAUGCGAAAAGAAAGGGAGUCAAGAAGAUGGUGCUCGCAUUUCGAGACAGCGAAGCCUUCGAUCCCACCAUCUUGACAGACCUAUUGUUGCUACUGAACUCAUGGCUCGACAGAAUACCUUUUACUCUAUUAUUUGGUAUUUCAACUUCUGUUGAGCUUUUCGAAGGGAGACUUCCACGAUCGACUGUCGCCUUACUCAGAGGCAAAUAUUUUGAGAUUCAUGAAGCGAGCAACUGUGUCGAUCGCAUAUAUGAGCGACUGCAGGCGGAUCCGAGCGGCCGUUUCUGGCUGGGUCGCAACAUUACUGCCGUCCUAUUCGAGAGAUCGAACGAUUACUUUCAGACGCCGGAGGCGUUCAGUCGAGUGAUCAAGUAUUCUUAUAUGACCCACUUUUUUGCGAAUGCUUUGUCCGUACUUCUUGCAAACGAUUUGCCUGGGACCCUUCGGAAUGGUCCUCUUUGCGAAGCAAUCAGAAACCUUCCAUCCUUUCGAGGCUACUGUGAGCAUCUCCUUGAGGUGGGGUCGUUCGAUCAAGCUCGCAGAUUGCUGGAAGAUGACGAAUUCUUCUUCCAAGAAAUUUUGCGGCAUCUUAGAUCCGGACAGCAGAAGAUGCGUGAUAUCUUUCAGACUGUCAGAUGGAUUCAAUCAUGUCGCAGAAGUCUGAAUCUUACCAAGAGAACAGAUAUUUCGGAACUUUCCAUCCGUGCCCUAUCAGGAGACCUGCUGAACUCCUCCUCUGUGGAGGACAUGAUGACGAUCUUGAAAAGCCUGGAUUCCAAAAGGCUGGGGGACAUCUUCGCUAGUCUUCCGGAUGGCUUGACGAAAGGCCAGGAAUUUCAACAAAUCAAAGGAGACUUAGAUGCUCUAUUGCAAGAAUAUCAAGGCGCUGAACCGCUUCGAAGUGAGUAUGACAGCCGACAGUCCGUGGUGGCAAUGACCGUUGUUCAACAGCGGGUCAAACUCAGUAAGGGGAAAAACAAGGUGUCCAAACACAGCGUCGGCUACACGAGGAUCAUUGAUCGCAUUUAUCAUUUAUUAGAGGCGUAUCUUACGGAAACCCUGCUUAGGCCGCAGGACUUGUGCUUGCAUGAGGUAUUCUUCCUCGAUAUGAGGAACCCUCUGAAAGAGACAUUCGCACCGCGGCCUCGGUUCGCCAUUGAACGGGCUUUGUCAAAUCCAUUUGAUUAUCUGAUAUCGACGUCAGAGUCUUCUGAAAAGACGCUCUCUACUAAACAGCCCGCCACAGCGAUCUUGUAUCAGCUUUACCUCGAGUCUGGCUCUCUGGUUAACGUAUACGAUAUUUGGCAGGCUUUCUAUGCGGUCUUCGAAAGCGAGCAAUGUGACAGCUGCGACGAACGAAUGAUCAUGACUAUGUUCUACAGGGGUUUGUCCGAGCUCAAAGCAUUUGGCUUCGUCAAGAGCAGUCGGAAGAAGAUUGAUCAUGUGGCGAAGUCGGCCUGGAUGGGGUUAUGA